CUGACGAAAAUUAUUCAAAGCUCUUCCUCUUCUGCUUUUUCCGUAACGCGCUUUCUCCGGCCCCACUCCCUCUCUUCUGCUCACGCGUUCGCCGGCGGAGCUCGACCUCCGAUCUCCAUCGACGCUCCGGACGGGACUCCGACGACGAGCUCCCGCUCCCCCUCCCGUCGCUCGCUCCCGAAUCGAGGACGGCUCGCUCCGCAGGAUGGUCGCGGCGUCUCGCGGGGACGGAGCGUCGCCGUCGCGGCGGCGAUUGAACGCCGACAAUGGCUAGCGAAGCAGCGCAACCACGAUUGACCGCGAUCGCCGACGGCCGCCGCCUCGUCGCACGACGCUAGCCCGAUACUUGGCUUCCCGUUUCUCCCGUCGCCCCGCGCGGUGCCGUGUUUUUCUGUCGUUCUCUGUAAUUGAUGUCGCAGAAGCGGCAGAAGGAGGAUGGCGCUCAUAGCCCCCGGGAUAAGCGUCGUCGGCUUCCUACCUUAAGGCAUGUUAUUUCGGAAGUAAUGAGGAAGCAGCGCGUGCAAAAUUUCUUGGAGCAAAUUCUGGAGCCUUUGGUUCGUAGAGUGGUUAAGGAGGAAAUCGAGGCUGCUCUGGGAAAUCAUUUUACUGCAAUGAGUAGGAGUUGCGAGAAAGAGGUGCAUCCUUCUGAAUCAAGAAGCUUACAGUUACAAUUUUUAAAUGGUCUCUCUCUUCCAUUAUUUACUGGUGCUCGACUUGAGGGUGAUGACGGUUCUAAGAUGAAGGUAGCUCUAGUGGAUGGUUUUACUGGGCGAAUUGUUGAUACUGGCCCUGAAUCAUCUGCCAAUGUAGAAAUUGUAGUUCUUGAGGGAGAUUUUGAUGGAGAUGAAGGCAGCAAGUGGACAGUUGAAGAAUUUGAGAAUAAUAUUGUUAGAGAGAGGGAUGGAAAGAGACCCCUUCUUACAGGGGAUGGAGUUGUGAAACUCAAAGAUGGAGUCGGCUUAGUUGGUGAAAUUGUCUUUUCAGAUAACUCAAGCUGGACAAGGAGCCGCAGGUUUAGACUCGGGGCAAGAGUUAUGGAUAAAUUUGAAGAGACUAGGAUAAGGGAAGCAAAAACAGAAUCUUUUGUGGUCAAGGAUCACCGGGGAGAAUUGUACAAGAAGCAUCACCCUCCUGCUCCGUUAGAUGAUGUGUGGAGAUUAGAGAAGAUUGGCAAAGAUGGAGCUUUUCAUAAGCGUCUCAGUGAGGCUAAUGUCAACACUGUGAAAGAUUUCUUGAUCCUACUCUCUGUUGAUCCUUCAAGGCUCCGAACUAUUCUUGGUGCUGGUAUGUCUCGUAAAAUGUGGGAAGUUACUGUUGAGCACGCCCGAACUUGUUCUCUGGACCAGAAAAUAUACUUGUACCGCCCUCCCUCCUCAGAGCCAAAGGCUGGUGUUCUCUUCAACAUGGGAGGGCAAGGGAUGGGAAGGCUUUCUGAUGAUAAAUAUAUUCCCUCGGAGAAGCUAUCCGAAGCUGAAAAGGCUGAUGACAACGACAUGGUAAUAUCCGCAAGGCAACACUGGGAGGACGUAGUCGCUUUUGGUGAUGAAUCUUGUCCAACCGGGCUUUUGAAUACAAACAGUGCCCUUUGUAGCCCGAGCUCGCCUGGGACCUCCAGUUCUGGUAGUUUAAGGCUUCUGACGAGGAAUCAGAUCGGUGGAUCUGAUUAUGCACAGCGGCACAUGUCUUCACCAAAUACCUUUUCAUCUAUCUUUACCAUGGAUGAUUAUUCCUUUGAUUCUUUAGACGAUGUGGAUCUUAGAUUCAAUCAGUCUUCAACUAUCUCUGGUCUAAUCGUCGACCCGUUGAUUCAUGAUCCCGGCCCGUUGAGCCAAAGUUUUGCCGAUGAGGAACAUUUUCAGUUUUUUGACACACAAAGUCGUUCUCGUUCACCGCUUCUAUCUGAUGCCCAUGACAAAGCUCAGAGGAGAUGGAGAAAGCUUUUCAGCAUCUUCAAGUGGUUCUCCAUAAGAAAACUUGUGCUCAAGAGAAAAUCAUGCGCUGCAUCUGGAAUUCAAGAUAUAUUAUGAGGAUGUACAUAUACCUUGUGAUAGAACCUCAUUAGAUGCUGCUGGCUUAAAGUGCAGCGGCUCGGGUGCGCUAGCAGAUGUACAGCUGGUGCUUACGAACUUGUGGCUGUGUUCGGUUUUCCCGAAUCAAGUGCAUAAUUUUUCUUCCGGAUACAAAUCCGACAUACUCAUCGUCGGCAAUGACGGCUUAGCUUGGAGCCGCUUUAAUUUGUGUACAAGCUGCUACCUGAUAUUUGCAAAUUCUCAAAAAUUCAAAAUAAAAGAUGUCAAUGGGUGAUUUGUGUCCAGAA
Molecule: messenger RNA, 2317 nt
Organism: Syzygium oleosum
Lineage: Eukaryota; Viridiplantae; Streptophyta; Magnoliopsida; Myrtales; Myrtaceae
Product: calmodulin-binding protein 60 A-like
Exons: 7
Coding region: 411-2027 (538 amino acids)
Biological process (GO): regulation of salicylic acid biosynthetic process
Cellular component (GO): nucleus
Molecular function (GO): DNA-binding transcription factor activity; calmodulin binding; sequence-specific DNA binding
Source: RefSeq, a predicted model, not a curated record